AGUUCAUUUACGCGCAUCUUUUGGUGUUCUCAUAAAAGAACAAAACCAACAAAGCCGCCGCAGAGUCUUGAAGCCCACUGAGUACCUCAAACGAGGAUUCAUGUACUUUUGGUCUGACAGGCUCGGCUUGGCUACCUGCUGUGCUGGUGCAACUUUGAAGAAUUGGAUACUACCUUAGUACUUGAUUCGUUCCUACGCCACCACCAACAGCCAGUCGCUUAUUUAUCAUUACGACUGUUAUUUGCAGCGUGUGGCUAUUUACUAACUAACUAAGCUACUUACUUACUUACGCCUGCGACCUCUAUCAACGUCUGGAGUUCAGAAAAAAACAGAAAGGAGAUAAAAUACUAUAAACCCUAAGCGCGAAUAUAGGGUUUCAAAACAGUGAACGAUCAGCUACUCGCACAAGUCCUACCUAGGCACCUACCUACCUGGCUUCCUACAUCCCCCACCAUGACCAGCCUCCCCCUCAAACCCCUCAAACCCUCCUCCUCUACCACCGCCACCUCAUCGCCGCCCGCCUCCGAAUACGACGAGUGCCUCUCGCCCACCGGAGAACAAGACCCGUUCCUUGCGCCCUCCGAACGACAACACAACAACCACAACCCCAACGAAGGCGAUGAAAUAGAUAUCGAGCGCCAACAACAACAGCAACAACAACAACCACCAGCCUACGAACCACCUACCUCCACCACAACAACACCAACACCAACACAAGAAGAAGGGGCAGGGGGAGCAAAGCUAACGCUGCUCGGCAAGACGGUCGCGGCGGUGAUCUUCUGCCUGGGCGCGGCGGUCGCGCUGACGGCUUUCCUGGCGUUUUUGAAAUUGGUGGUGUGGGUGUGGCGGAAGAUGGGGCUGAUUUGAAUUUUUUUCAGAAUUUUUUUUUGA
Hypoxylon fragiforme is the source of this 891-nucleotide messenger RNA. RefSeq lists its product as uncharacterized. The record is from RefSeq and is a predicted model, not a curated record. NCBI's taxonomy places the organism in Eukaryota, Fungi, Ascomycota, Sordariomycetes, Xylariales, Hypoxylaceae. The coding region runs from base 454 to 867 and encodes 137 amino acids. The transcript has a single exon.